Molecule: messenger RNA, 4509 nt
Organism: Schistosoma margrebowiei
Lineage: Eukaryota; Metazoa; Platyhelminthes; Trematoda; Strigeidida; Schistosomatidae
Source: the annotation of a GenBank genome assembly
UUUUGAUAACCAUUAGAGUUAUUUUAGAAUCAUAUUUUAUUUCUCUUCAAUUCAUGGAACUUUCUUAUUUCAUUCAAUAUUUGAUCAUUUUAAUAAGUUACAUUAAGUUGAUCUAUUCAACAACAGAGUUAAAUCAACAACAACAAUUAGAUCGUUUAGCAACAUUUUCAUUAAAAUUUCUAGAAUUUCAUAAUCAUGCACAUCGACGUAUUGAUGGCAGUUGUUGUGGUCGUCCUAAACAAUCAUUAUCUUCAUUAGCAACUACUACAAAAGUAGAAACAGAAAUAUGUAAAGCAGAAUGUGCAUUAGAAUUUCGUAUUUGUAUUGAACCUUAUACAGUAAUUAAUAUAUUAUCGAAUAAUACAAAAAUUUAUAAUGGUCCUUGUAUGUACGGUGAAGUAUACACUGGUCAUUGGGGUAAUACAGAUAUUACAUAUGGAUUAUUAGAAGCUAGUGUACAUUCUAUUGGAAUUAUACAUCCAUGGCCGCGUUUAUUUACAGUAAUAUUAGAAGCAUAUGAUUUAGUUAAUCGAAAUGAAAAAUAUUUAAUUGAUCGAGCUAUACAUCGUGGUUUGUUGCGUCCAUUAAUUUCUUCUAUGAAACAAUCUACAGAUUGGCAUCAAGUCACUAUAUCAACACAAUAUUCUGGUUAUACAUUUUGUAUACAAUUAACAUGUGAACUAAAUCAUUAUGGUAAUGAUUGUACAAAAGUAUGUCAAACAAAUGAUAAUCAUACAAAAUUUAAAUGUGAUGCUAAUGGUGAUAAAAUAUGUGAACCUGGAUGGAGUGGAACUGAAUGUGAUAAAGCAAUAUGCAAUAUUGGUUGUCAUCCAGUUCAUGGAACUUGUUCAAGACCAGGAGAAUGCGAUUGUUCAACUGGUUGGCAAGGUCCACUUUGUGAUGAAUGUAUAAAAUAUCCAGGAUGUAAACAUGGAACAUGUAAUGAUGCACCAUUUACAUGCCGUUGUUUACCUAAUUGGGGUGGAUCAUUUUGUGAUCAAGAUCUGGAUUAUUGUGGACGACAUCAACCAUGUUUAAAUAAUGGAAUAUGUAGAAAUUUGAAUUCUUCAUAUUCAAAACCAUUCAAUUGUAGUUGUACACGUGAUUUUACCGGAGAAUAUUGUGAAAUAAAAUUGGCACCGUGUACAAAUGAUCCGUGUAAACGUGGUCGUUGUAUAUCAAAAGAUAAUAUCACUUAUGAAUGUGAAUGUCAACCAGGAUGGCGCGGUGAUCACUGUGAAGAGAAUAUUGAUUAUUGCUUAAUCAAUACAUGUUUAAAUGGUGGAACAUGUCAAGAUUUAGAUGGUCCUGGUUUCCAAUGUUUAUGUCCAUCUGGUUUCAAAGGAUCUAAUUGUCAAUUAAGAUCACCAUGUAGUAAUUCACAAUGUGUACAUGCAGUCAAUUGUAAACAAUUAAUACAACCAGUGAAUGGGAUUGAUUAUGAAUGUAUGUGUCAACCUGGUUGGACAGGACAAUUUUGUGAUCAAAAUAUCGAUGAUUGUGUGGACAAAUGCCAAAAUGGAGGAACAUGUCACGAUCUUCUAGAUGAUUUCUAUUGUACUUGUCCAAUUGGAUUUGAAGGUAGACAUUGUGAAAUUAAUCGUGAAUGUUCUAGUAAACCAUGUCAAAAUAAAGGAAUUUGUCAUGAAAUUCCUGGUGGUUAUUUAUGUGAAUGUCCGAAUGGAUUUAUAGGACAAAAUUGUGAAAUUUCAAUAAAUGGAUGUAAUCCAAAUCUUUGUCAAAAUGGUGCUUAUUGUUAUACAUUAUCUAGUGGUUUCUAUUGUAAAUGUUCAGAAAAUUUUUAUGGACAAUUUUGUGAAUACCAAAGACCAUAUUGUGGACCAGAUGGUUGUGAUACAUUAAUGGAUCCAUGUUUAACUAUGUUAAUUAUGCAUAAUAAUGAUACAUUCCCAUAUACUUCUUCUUCUACUUCUUCGUCCUCGCUGACGUUAACAUCUUCAGUAUUAACUCUUCAACAAUCAACAAUGAUUCCGAGAAAUUCAACUCAAUCAAAUUACGAUAAUUUAUUAAUUAGUCAUCAUGAGAUCACAUAUCCUUAUGGUGUAUGUGGUCAACAUGGUACAUGUGUUAGUACAGAUAAUGGAGAUUAUAAAUGUAUCUGUGGAACUGGUUAUCAAGGAAAAUAUUGUCAUCAAUCAAUUAAUUAUUGUGAAACUAUGCCAUGUAUGAAUGAUGGUACAUGUAUAAGUGGUUUAGAAGGUUAUGAAUGUAUAUGUGAAGAGGGGUUUAGUGGUGUGCAAUGUGAACAUCCUAUUGAUUUAUGUCAACCAAAUCCAUGUCAAAAUGGUGGCUAUUGUCAGCAUACAUUACAUCCAGGAGAUUUUCAAUGUCGUUGUGCACCAGGUUGGUCUGGUCGUUGGUGUGAAUUUCAAACAGAUAAUCCAUGUAAUAUGGCUAAAAUUUGUUUUAAUAAUGGUAAAUGUCAUCAAGAUCAUUUAAGUCCUGGAUUAUUUAAAUGUGAAUGUGAUAAUCAAUGGAUUGGAUCUGUUUGCCAGUUACGUCGACCAGAAACAAGAUCAUGUGUACAAAAAAAUCUAUGCAAAAAUGGUGCUACAUGUGUUGAUUUAGGUAACAGUUUCAAUUGUAUCUGUCGUCCUGGUUUCGAUGGUCAAUAUUGUGAAAAUGAAAUUAAUGAAUGUAAUUCAAUGCCAUGUUAUAAUAAUGGAACAUGUAAAGAUCUUAUUAAUUCUUUCGAAUGUGAUUGCCCUAAAGGUUUUAUUGGAACAGAUUGUAGAAUAAAUGUUAAUGAAUGUGCUUCAUAUCCAUGUUCAUUUGGAUCAACUUGUAUUGAUCGUGUUGGAACAUAUGAAUGUAUUUGUCCAGAACAACGAUAUGGUCGACAUUGUGAAGAAGUGAUCAUUGAAACAGAACCAAAACCUCCAGCAUGUAAUUUUUAUGGUCGAAUUUAUGAUCAUAAUGACAAUUGGACUUAUAGUUGUCAACGAUGUCAUUGUAAUAAAGGACAAAUUAUAUGUACUGAUGAUUUUUGUGGAUAUUGGUCAUGUUUACAAAUUAUUGGACGAAAUGAUCGUUUUGCUUGUAAAAAUGGUGAAAUAUGUCAUAUUAUCUCAUCAAAUGGUUUAAAUAAUAAUGAUUGUUUUGUACCACCAUGUUAUUUACGUACAAUUUGUUUAAAUGCUAGUCAAUCAAUACAAGAACAAUUAAAACAAUUAUUACCUAAUUAUUAUUUUAAACAAUCAUUACCUGGUUGUCGACCAAAUAGUUUUAUAUUAAAUAAUCAUUGUGCUAGAUUAUUAUUACAUUUUUCUAAAUUACGUAUGUCUUAUUCAACAACUAUUGAUGAUAUAUGUAAUGCUGUAAAAAAUUUACCAUCAUUAAAAAAAUAUCAUCAAUAUAGUAGUGGUGAUGAUGAUGAUGGGGGUCGUGGAAAAUUGGAUAUUGGUAUAAGUUGUGAUAUAAAAGCUGGUUAUUCUAUAGAACAACAAAAUAUAAUAGAAGUAACACUUAGUUCAUUGAAUGAUCAAGUUCGAAUUGGUCCAGAUGGUAGAGAAUAUUCAUUUAUUCAUGAAUUAGCUAGAAAUUUAUCUAAAGAAGCUUAUUUAGCUGCAUCAACUAAUUUAAAAUUACGUAAAGACAAUUUGAAACUAUUCAAUAGUAGAAGUGACAGCAAUUAUGAGUUUGCCAAUAAUGACAGUAAUCAUGAUAAUGAUGAUGAAGGUAUACCAUUACCACCGAUGUCUAUGAUUUUAGGCACUGAUCAAUUAGAUGAUUAUUGGCAUAGAGUAUUGCUUGGUAUAAUUGAAAUUCAAGUUGAUACAAUGGUUGUAAAUGAAAAUGAUUUUGGUCCACGUUUAUUAGUUCCAAUAAUAUGUGCUACAAUCUUAAUUAUUGCAUCAAUAUGUAUCUUUAUAAUAUGUUGUUAUUCUCAAAGAAAACGUCGUGAACUACUUAUGAAAUAUACAACAACAAUAGCGCCUAAUAAUGAACAAUCAUCAAAUUUAAUACAAAAUAUAUCAGAAAGUAAUAAUACAACAAAUCAUCAUCAUCAUCAUCAUUUCAAGAAUAUCACACAUCCAAUCAAUAUAACAUCGACUAAUCAAAACUAUACUUCAUAUCAUCCAUCACAAUUAUUAUGUGAAUCAUCAUUACAAACAAGAAGAUUUCUAUCACCAGAAUUUCAUGGAAGACGACUAUUAGUUCAUAAUGAUAAUAAUAAUGGUAGUAAUAAGAAGAAUAUUAAUAGUCAUAUUCCACCAGGAAUUUGUACAAUCAAUACAAAUCGUGUAAAUAUGAAUAAAUCCAGUGGAACAGUUGUGAUUUAAGUGUUACGUAUAUACAUGAAGUUACUAAGAAGAUUGAAGAUAGGCUCAAUGAGAGAUUGAAGAUUUCUUAACCGGGUUCAAAUGAAAAUUACAUCAUAAACUCUUAGUAUUGAUUUAUAAUGCAUCAUUGUACAGAUUAUUUUAAAGAGUGAACCGUUUCUUUUUUUUGGUGAAUCCUCUAAUAAAUGCUCUUUGUAGUAAAAAA